AUGAGUGUCAAGAAACCGCCACAAACCAGGAAGCUGUCGGACACCCCAUCAUCCCUCGCCGCGUCCGUGGACAAGAAGGGCGGCAAGGAUGACAAGAAGAAAAAAUUGGUGGUUGCCUGCAUGGCUUGCCGGGCUAAAAAGGUGAAAUGCUCUUCGGACAAACCGGCAUGCAAGAACUGCCUCAGGUUGGGUGUUCCAUGCGAGUACCCGCUGAUCCGCAACCGCGGAUCGCGUUUUGGAUACUCUGGAUACCUGGAGAAACGACUUGGAAGCUUGGAGAAUUGUUUGCUCAGUCAGGACGCUAAAAAUGGCCUGAGCGGCGUCAUCAAGCUUGUCCCAGUAUAUCCUUGUCAGGCACAGUCACAACCGCCACCUCAGCAACCGCCACCACAACACGCGACACCACAGCCACCCUCGUCUGUGCCCCCGGGUCAUUCGCCCGAAACCCCCCGGUAUGCGGAAUCCAAUGCUUCAGACGAGAGUACACUCACAAUUAAGUUGCCAUCUCCAGAGUUGACGGACCACUUUGUGUCGCUCUACUUCAAGCAUAUUCACAAUCACACAUACUCUUAUCUUUACAGGCCACAUUUUGAGGAGAGAAUACGCAAUGGAACAGUCAACAAAGCCCUUGUCUAUGCCGUUUGUGGUCUCUGCUGUAGAUUUUCAAACCACCCGUUGAUCGAACCUGGAGCCAAAGACUAUUUGGGUGCCCAGUACAUCACACAAGCGAGGAAGCUGAUCCGAUCACAGCUGGAAGAGCCCGAUAUCGAGACGGUACAGGCAUCAAUUUGUGUCGUCCAAUACGAGUUUUUUCUGGCCAAUGGAUCCAAGUCUAUGAUCUACAUUGGCUUGGCUAUCCGCAUGGCUUCCCACUUGUCAUUAUUCAAGGAGCUGGAGGGUCCGGAACUUGAGACAAGCACUUGGCAGGAGAGAGAAUUGCGUCGACGAACCUGGUGGAGCAUAGUAGUUCUUGAUAGACUCGCGCACGGCACUAACUGGACACUGCUAAUCCCUCCAGAACAUUUCGAAGUACAGCUCCCUUGCUCCCGCGAAGACUUUGAGAACAACCGACAGACCCGAACUGUUUUUUUGGAUGGUCGUGAGUCCGAUAUUGCUCUGGAUGAGGAUAAGGAAUCAAAAGUGGCGUCGCCAAAAGAGUACGAGUACAACAUUUUCUCGCUGCACAUCUUGAUUGUGGAGGCUUGGUCGCGGGUUACUAAGUAUGCAAACGACGGCGCCUUGAGAAAGGGUGCAAAGAGUGGCAAAAAUGAUGUUACAGCGAUCAAGGAGGACUCCAAGUCCACCGAUAGUAUCAUCAAGGAAAAAAGCGCCACGCCCACAAAAGACGACCUCCUACCCUGGCAAAAUGGCUCUGAUUUCCAGACCCUUGCAUCUUUGAUUGCAAAGAUCCAAGAAAAGAUCCCGCCUCAUCUGCAGCUGAGUGCUGAGAACCUGCAGGCUGCCACAGUUCAGGGGAUUCAUGGCAUGUUUGUGCAUGUCCAUUGCGUAUUGCAACAGACCAUUUGUACCCUAUACCAGACCGUGUAUCCUCUCAAUACCUCUCUGUACACAACUAAACAAGUGGAGGCUAUCCCUCGAUGCUUUAUUGAGACGGCAGCUAUCAAUAUUGUCAACUCAGCUGGCGUUAUUUCAUCUGUAGCCCAGCAGUUGCUGCACCACAACAUGGUCCCUGCCCCGUUCGUCGGCUUCUGCAUUUUCUCGACAUCCCCCGUUCACAUCGCCAACACUUUCAGUCAGGAUACGCAGACAGCAGCUGCCGCCCAGCAUAAUCUCGCACUCAACCUCAGGUUACUCAUCAAUCUCAAGGACUACUGGCAGGUGGUAUCAAUGUGGUGUUCGACUAUCAGAGAGCGAUAUUCUGAGAAGUUGCAACAGGUGGAGGGCGGUCGUCGUUCUGGAAAGACCGAGGAGCCCCUGAUUUACAACCACCAUUACACCCCCACCAACGCAAAAUUCAAGUCUGGGGAGAUAGACAAGCGCAAGGUGGCCGCGGCUGCUAUGCGUCAAAAGACACAAACCCAAGAGAAUUCGGGGAUACCUAAGGAGGCAAACACUUGGUCCCAGGCUACAGCAUCCAUGGCAGAGACCAAGCCACCCAGUGUCAAAACCCCAUCCAUUCCGUCCACGCCUGUUUUGAUGAGCGUUUUCACUGAGAUGGGCUCCGCAGCCAACAACAUGUCGUUUGCUCUGCCUCAAGCUCUGCAAUCUGUGUCAAAGACCAACACCCCCGCGGCCUCCCCAAGGACUCAUGCCGAAGACACUGAUCUGAACAUGUUGAAAAAUGUUCUAUAUCCUAGCUUCUCAAACCCUCCCAUUUAUGGUGUCGAGGCUCCUGCUUCUUUGCCUCCACAGGUCAAUAUCACCAACCCCUCGUCUCCCAAGAACUGGGACCUGUUCCCAGAGUUGACUAAUGCUCCCACCGAGUAUGGCUUCCAUGACCUCGGAGAGCAGUGGCUACGGCAUUUUGAAAUUGGAGUGGAUGAUAUUCAGCGCGUCUUCCCAAGAGGGGAAGAAGGCUACAUGUAA
Yarrowia lipolytica CLIB122 is the source of this 2547-nucleotide messenger RNA. RefSeq lists its product as uncharacterized. Gene Ontology annotation, molecular function: DNA-binding transcription factor activity, RNA polymerase II-specific; zinc ion binding; DNA binding. Gene Ontology annotation, biological process: regulation of DNA-templated transcription; DNA-templated transcription. Gene Ontology annotation, cellular component: nucleus. The record is from RefSeq and is a predicted model, not a curated record. Lineage: Eukaryota; Fungi; Ascomycota; Dipodascomycetes; Dipodascales.